Messenger RNA from Amphibalanus amphitrite, 1314 nucleotides. Its product is annotated as RYamide receptor-like. The record is from RefSeq and is a predicted model, not a curated record. Gene Ontology annotation, biological process: neuropeptide signaling pathway. Gene Ontology annotation, molecular function: neuropeptide Y receptor activity. The coding region runs from base 84 to 1040 and encodes 318 amino acids. The transcript has 2 exons. Gene Ontology annotation, cellular component: membrane. Lineage: Eukaryota; Metazoa; Arthropoda; Thecostraca; Balanomorpha; Balanidae.
GUCAAAACUCGACUACCUCUGCAGGCCUCGCCAGCGUCAAACCUCGUGACGCGCUGAGCUCAGGUCACGCUCCGCUGGCCGCCAUGUUGGAUCAGGCUAACCUCACCACCGUGGCGGCCAUGUUGGAGCCGUCUAACCUGACGGAGGUGUGGUUCUGGCCGAACGAGUCGUGCCUGGACCUGCACCGGGACGGCGUGGAGUUCAACUUCAGCGGCUCGGCGCUGAUGCAGGCCUGUGUGUGCGGGCACGCCAAUAUCACGCCGGCCGAGUACCGCGCCUGGGGCUGCACCUACUACGAGCCGCACACCGAGCAAUGGUUCGAGCUCGCCGUCUGGAUCUCCUACAUCUCCAUCAUGCUGCUCUCCGUGGUCGGCAACAGCCUGGUCUGCUACGUCGUCCUCGCCUGUUCGCGCAUGCGCACAGUGACCAACUACCUGCUGGCCAACAUGGCUGCCGGAGACCUGCUGAUGAGCAUCCUCUGCGUGCCGUUCACGUUCCCGUCGGUGAUCCUGCUGCGUCACUGGCCGUUCGGCUCGGCGAUGUGCUGCCUGGUCUCCUUCACCCAGGCGGUGUCCGUGUUCGUGUCAGCCUUCUCCCUGAUCGCCGUCAGCAUGGACCGCUACCGGGCCAUCGUGUUCCCGCUGCGACCGCGCGUCACCCGGCCGCACGCCCGGCUCAUGAUCCUGCUCAUCUGGCUGCUCUCGCUGGCGGCCUGCGUGCCGAUCGCGGUGACGUCGCGCACUCUGACGCCGUCCUCGCCGCGGUACGUGCUGGGAGAUCUGCGGGUGUGCCAGGAGGUAUGGCGCAGCGCCGGCCGCCAGUACUACAGUCUCACAGUGAUGACGCUGCAGUACUUCCUGCCCGUCCUGGUGCUCGGCUACACGUACGGCAGGGUGGCCGUCGAGGUCUGGGGCAGGAGCUCCAGCAGCCUCUUCGAGCAGCGCGACCCGCGCGAGGCCAGACUCGUCCGCACGCGCAGAAAGGUGGGUCAGGGACUGCACAUACGCAGAAAGGUGGGUCAGGGGCUCUGCACACGUUGAAAGGUGGGUCAGGGACUCCACAUACGCAGAAAGGUGGGUCAGGGACUCUACAGUGACAUUCAACACCCGCCGAAAUGCGGCUGUGUAAGACAAGAUAGCUGAGAAACCCAGGGUCCAUGGAUCUAUAAGAAGCCAAGAUGAAAAAUCAAUCAGGAGUUCAACAGUAAGGACGUAGGCGUAAAAAGAAAGUGGGACCGCUUUCAGUCGAAAGCGGUUGAAAAGCGAUGCUGGCUUGACAGUACUAAUGGCGUGAAAACAGAACCAAUUAAUUAAU